This is a messenger RNA of Arvicanthis niloticus (Nile rat), 2451 nucleotides long. Lineage: Eukaryota; Metazoa; Chordata; Mammalia; Rodentia; Muridae. The record is from RefSeq and is a predicted model, not a curated record.
AUGCUUUCUUCCCAUUUCCUCUUUGUAUUGCUUGCUGCCUCAGGUCUUCAAGCUGCUCCAAAUUUUGUUGUGGAGAUUGCUGGCCCCCUCCUGGAAAAUGCCUCUGAUCAUACAUGGGUUGCCACAGUCACCAUGUCUCUCUCAUCUCACACUUCUCUGGUUGGAGAUCCUGUUAUCCUCAAUGCCAGCCCCACAGUGCAUCCUUUUGUGCUGUCCCACAGAUCCUCAUAUCUGUGGGAUUUACUUAUCACUGGAGUACCCAAGCUGGACUUUGAGGUGGUAGCACUCUAUUCCUUGACAAUAUAUGCCAAAGACAACCACGGGGCAACAGCAUCCCAGACCAUUUUUGUCCAGAUUGAAGAUGUGAAUGAGCCUCCUGUUUUCAUUGGGUCACUUGCCCAGAAAAAUCAAGUUAUUGAGAUUUACAUCACAGAGGACACGGCCCAUGGCACCAUCAUUUACAGAGCAGCAGCCAAGGACCCAGAGGGUGCUGUGUUGGAGUACUCCAUUUCCCCAGAGAGCUCUGGUUUCACCAUCGACAGCACUGGGGCAAUUUCCUCGGCAGCAGGUUUCGAUUUUGAGAGUGACAUGAGAAGUUUUUCACUGGUUAUUAAAGUGGUUGAUCCUGGAGGACUCUUUGCUACUGGAAAUCUGAAGAUUUUCCUCGUUAAUGUCAAUGAUAAGGACCCUACUCUUGCCUGCAGCUUGUUCAAUAUUGAAAACGGGGUCUUGAGUGUUACCUCCACAAACUCAACUCUGCACCACCAAGUCAACAUCACACUGGAUGAAGAAAUUCCAGUUGGGAAGAUGAUUGCGAUGUGCCAGGCAGCUGAUGAAGAUAACCUGGGAAGUUUAACCUUUGGGCUAGAUACAGUGGAUGAUUAUUUUGUAGUGGACAAAGAGAAGGGGACCGUGGUUACGACUAACCGUUUCGAUGUGGAGAAAACUGGGUUUCCAAGUGCUCUAUCCUUCUCUAUUAAGGCUUGUGAUGGUGAUCAGAGGUGUGCAGUGAUUCCUGUGGCUACCUACAUUCAUGGCAUUAAUGAUAACCCUCCUUUCUGUGAUCAGUAUCUGAUUAGGUACACAGGCAAGGAGGAGAUUGCAAAAGACACAGUUGUUGCUAAGCUCUCAUGUCAUGACCUUGACAAACCUCCUGACACAAUUCAUUAUGCUCCGAGCUCUGGUCCUGUAGGUUCUGGACAACUCUUUGAACAAGUUCCAGAUGCCAAAAAUUUCAUUCAGGUUACCAAAGAGCUGGAUUAUGAAAACCCAGAGGUGGUUGCAGCAGGACACAUGUAUGAAGUAAUGAUUUCGGUAUUUGAUGACCUACAUCCAUCUCAUACAGUGACUGUGACAAUCCUUGUGGAGAUUGCUCCUGACAAUGAUUUCAGCCCCAAAUUUCAAGCCUCGCACUAUGUAUUUUCAGUUCCAGAAACAUCAGGAGCUUUCUACAAAGUUGGACAAGUGACUGCCAUUGAUGAGGACCACCCACCAGACUGUCUGACAUACAAGAUAAUCCAUGGAGACAUGCAGCCUGUACAAAAGUUUUGGAUUCACCCUUUCUCUGGACUGAUUGAACUCACUACUCAGCCGGACUAUGAGUCAGUGAGGCAAUAUAACCUCACAGUGGAAGCUGUGGAUUGUGACAGAGAUUAUCCACGAACUGCAGUGACCACAGUCACUGUUGACAUUGAAGAUGAGAAUGAUGAAGCACCUGUCUGCACACCCAAUCUAUAUACAGCAAUCAUCUCUGACAAUGUUAUUGCUGGGACAAACGUCAAUGGCCUCAAACUAAACUGUCACGACAGAGAUUCACAAGAUUUUGAAAUGCGCUUUGAAAUGGCUUCUGGAAAUGAAAAUCUUCAUUUCCAAUUAGACCCAACUCGGGGUUCAAAUACUCCAAAAUUAAUUGUGAAGAAUCCUUUCAACUUUGAAUCUGGAGCCGAACUGCAGCAGCAAUAUCAUCUUGUGGUUCAUGUAAUCGAUGACAACCUGCAAUAUGGCAAAGCUGUCAAGCCCAAGACAGGAACUGUUGUCAUAGAUAUCUAUGUGAUGAGAACCAGCACACCACCUCCUCCAACCAGUUCUGAACAAAGAAAAGGCCUGACCAUUGUGUACACAGCUAUCAACACGUACAAAAGCAGUGACUGGUAUGUUCCUUUCAUCUUCACUCUGACAGCUGUUUUCUUUGUUGGAUUGGUUUCUUGGAUGUGUUUUCUACUCUGGAGAUAUGGAAACAUUAAAAGCAAGUCUCCGAGAAUGGCCAGGGAAGUCGCCAAGUCAAAACCCAAAGGAAUGAAAUAUAUUGUAGGAGAUAGAAGACAAAAAGAAAAAGAAGUUAUCACAGAAACCAGAAACAAAAAACUAGAAGUGUUAUCAGCUGGCUCCCUCUCAAUGCCCCCCCGACCCCCAGGCCUCCUGUAAGGAGAUGAGUGCCAUCCAAUCAUCUGA